Tripterygium wilfordii is the source of this 1188-nucleotide messenger RNA. RefSeq names its product probable NAD(P)H dehydrogenase (quinone) FQR1-like 2. Gene Ontology annotation, molecular function: FMN binding; NAD(P)H dehydrogenase (quinone) activity. The coding region runs from base 174 to 947 and encodes 257 amino acids. The transcript has 2 exons. NCBI's taxonomy places the organism in Eukaryota, Viridiplantae, Streptophyta, Magnoliopsida, Celastrales, Celastraceae. The record is from RefSeq and is a predicted model, not a curated record.
UCCAUUUCAAAAUGCCAGUCCGUCCUACUUGGACCUACCCACCUUCGAGUCUGCGCGUUCGAUCCAAACCCCCGUAGACGCCAACAGACGAAGAAAAUUCUCUCCAUUUUCAUCUGCAGUUCUCGUUCGGAGCGUGAGAGCUCAAUUCUAGUCAAGGAUUGAGAACAAUUUCGAUGGGGAAAGGCGGUGGCUGCGUCCCGAGCAAGAAGAAACAACCAUCGGGGGCUUCCAUGGACCCCCAACACAGCACCAGCAACGCCCCGAUCCAUCGCGAUGACCGUUCCGAUGCGGCGAAUGCCGCCUCGGAUUCAGCAGUUACGCCAACAGCAAUUGCGCAAUUGAAGAUAUUCAUCGUUUUCUAUUCGAUGUACGGUCACGUGGAAAGCCUGGCCAGGAGGAUGAAGAAAGGUGUGGAUGGCGUGGACGGGCUGGAAGCACUGCUGUUCCGUGUUCCGGAGACGUCGUCAAAGGAGGUCCUGGAGCAAAUGAAGGCUCCGCCCAAGGAUGUCGCGAUUCCGGAGAUUACAGCGGCGGAGCUGGUCAAGGCUGACGGUGUCCUGUUUGGGUUCCCGACAAGGUAUGGAUGCAUGGCAGGACAGAUGAAGGCGUUUUUCGACUCCACUGGGCAACUGUGGAAGGAGCAGAAGCUGGCGGGGAAACCGGCUGGGUUCUUUGUCAGUACUGGCACGCAAGGAGGUGGCCAAGAGACCACUGCUUGGACAGCAAUAACCCAGUUGGCUCACCAUGGAAUGCUGUUUGUUCCGAUCGGCUAUACCUUUGGUGCUGGUAUGUUUAAGAUGGACUCCAUAAGAGGGGGAUCUCCAUAUGGUGCCGGUGUUUUUGCUGGUGAUGGCUCAAGGGAGGCAAGUGAAACAGAGCUGGCAUUGGCGGAACAUCAGGGCCAAUAUAUGGCUGCAGUUGUGAAGAGGCUAGCCCAUCAGCCUUGAUGAUAUGUUCCUCAUCUUCAAACUACACCGUUCAUACCUUUCUAUUUGUUCCCUAUGUUGAUCGGUCUUGGGCAUUUCAUCUGUUGCUGUCAAUUGUCAAAUAUGAAGAAUGUUUCUGUCUGUCAAUGCUGUUCAUUCAUUUUUUCUUCUGUCGAUUAUGAUUGAAAAAGAUGUACGUGAUUGAAAUCUUUCUACAUCGUGAAAUAAGAUUAUAAUGAGUGUGUUUUCUUUGCACUUGUUA